UUGUCCCUGAAUCUACUUGUGUGCAGGAUAUUUACUAGAUAAAUGUGAUAGUUGUGACUAAAUAUCUCAAGACAUUAUUAGAACAAUGAUCAAACCUUCUUUGCUUUGUCUUCCAGAUGAAAACGAAUGCCUCAGCUCUCAUGUCUGCGGUGGGGCCUCUUGCCACAACACGUUGGGAAGUUACAAAUGCAUGUGCCCCACUGGAUAUAAUUUUGAACAGUUCAGUGGGCAAUGCCAGGAUGUGAACGAAUGUGGGUCCUCUCAGGCUCCAUGCAGCUACGGUUGCUCCAAUACAGAAGGUGGUUAUGUCUGCGGAUGCCCACCAGGGUACUUCCGAAUAGGACAAGGACACUGCGUGGCUGGAAUGGGGCUGGGGAAAGGUCAGAACCAUGAACUACCACUCAGCGGUGAAAUAGAUGAUAGCGCUCUUUCUCCGGAAGCCUGCUAC
Messenger RNA from Thamnophis sirtalis, 448 nucleotides. The record is from RefSeq and is a predicted model, not a curated record. NCBI's taxonomy places the organism in Eukaryota, Metazoa, Chordata, Lepidosauria, Squamata, Natricidae.